Haemonchus placei is the source of this 510-nucleotide messenger RNA. NCBI's taxonomy places the organism in Eukaryota, Metazoa, Nematoda, Chromadorea, Rhabditida, Trichostrongylidae. The record is from the annotation of a GenBank genome assembly.
AUGGAAACCAUACAUUUACGUAUGAGCAUGUCUGAAAUGGCGUUCCAACAUGAUGACAUUAUAGACGACAUAGAGUUCGCCAUUCGACGAUUUCCGGAAUGUUGUGAGCAGCUGGUUCCCCAUGUUAUUCGAUUAAUGCGUUCACCAAUAGAAUCGGUCCGAGCUGCCGCUUUUGGUUUUGCUCUCGACAUAAUCAGUCAAAGGCCUCAGACGCGAUGCCAACUUAAAGAAGCUUACAUCAGUACAAUGCAAAGUAAUGAUUUUGAUAUUACUCGACAAGCUAUCACUUUCUUGCCGGAUUUCGUGAACGUCUGUAUAGCUAACGCCGAUGAACUCAUCAGUGCGGCGAUGCACUGUUGUACGAGAAGAAGCUGCCUCAAUGAUGUUCAUGACUAUGUUGUCGAGGCUAUGGCUGUAUUUGGCCAAUCGAAGUCAAAUGACGAAGAUGGGCAGAAUCCUGACAAAAAAGAUAUGAAGAGACGUUCACGUGAGGACGGUGAGAUCAAUUAG